Ilex paraguariensis (yerba mate) is the source of this 945-nucleotide messenger RNA. Lineage: Eukaryota; Viridiplantae; Streptophyta; Magnoliopsida; Aquifoliales; Aquifoliaceae. The record is from the annotation of a GenBank genome assembly.
AUGGAGCUGCUCUAUCUUCUCUGUUCCAUCGUAUCCACGUCCCUCACUUCCAUCAUUUUCUCUCUCCUCCUCCUCUUCCGACACCUCCUCCGCCGGCUAUGGGCCCCACGUGCCAGCUCCUCCUCUAAGGAUUCAGUCUCUCUCUAUGAAGGCACAGUUUGGCAUGAGCGCCGCCAUCCCGUCCGCCACUCUUUCAAAUACUCCGUCCGCUAUGCACUCUUUAACCUUGACCACACGCCCCACGCGCCGCCCGACCAUCUCUCUGCUGAAGAAGCUCGCUGCAUUGCCGAAACUAGUGGACCAAUUUUCCUCUUGACAAUACCUCCCAGCGUGGGUUACGAGCAAAAUCCUUUGAGUUUGUAUUAUUGCUACGAUGUAGAAGGCUCUACCCAGGUUUUGAAGAAAUGCAUUGCUGAGGUAACCAAUACUCCAUGGGGUGAAAGAGUAACAUUCGUAUUUAAUCCAAAAUCUGAUUUAGUCGCAAAACCACUUCAUGUCAGCCCAUUCAUGGAUAUGCUUGGAAAUUGGAGCAUCAGAACUAAUGCACCUGGGGAUAAUCUGUCUGUUGCAAUUUUAGUUCAACAUCCCAAGCUUGGUGACUAUUUCACAGCUUCCUUGACAGCCAAAAGAGUCUCUUCUGCACUGGCAACUGAUCAUGCAAUGUUUUUCUGGUUGAUGCCCCAUAAAGUUGCACUGUGGAUAUAUUGGCAUGCUGUCAAGCUUUGGUGGAAAAAUGUUCAAUUUAUCCAACAUCCAAGGUAUCUUUCCCGUGAAUAUAGAGAAGCUGCUUUUGUACGCGAUAAAAAACUUCAAAGCUGUCAGGCAUUUGCAUUGGAUACACAGAACCAUCUGCAAGUUGAGGGAACUGGUUCUUGUCUUGUGGCUGAUACAAACGGGAGGGAUCGUAAGUUCACAUGGAGAGAUGCUGAGUGGCCCUGGUGCUAA